UAUAUGUAUCAUUGACCCUGUUAAUGACAACAUAACAACAGGGUUGCCAUAUCUAAACUGUCAGUCUCCACUGGUAGCCAUUUGGACAGUUCGUUGAAAUGCCUAAUGCUGUGUUUGAAAAGUACCUCGUUUUGCUUCUUUUACUCGAUACCGCCCCUUUUGCUUCGUUUGCUCCAUUGCUGUGGUUUGCUCGAUGUCACGUGACCAAAAAAUCUACUCGAUCUGGUAUUUCAAACGUAGCAUAUUUAUCAGAUAGCAAGUCGCCGUUAAAUAGCUGCUUUUAAAAACACUGAACUGUAAAUAAAAAUUAAAUGGAAUUAAAUAAAAACAAUGAGUUCUACAGAAGAUUUUACUGGACAAAGAAAAACUAAUGUAGAAAACACUUUAUUUUUAAGAGGAACUAGAAGUGCUGUUAAAAAAAGACCUUUCUUUCCAAAGGAACUUAUAGCACCAUUGGUUCCAUUGGAUUUAAAUGCAAUUAGAAGAGAACUUUUGGAAGCCGAAAAGGAAGAAUCUGCUAAAUAUGCUGAAGAAAGCGAUUCAAUAAAAGAAAAUGGGGAAGACAUUUUAAAUUUGCCUUGUGAUAUUAAGACGAAGAAGGGCAUUGAAGCAAGCAAAGCAUCUAAAGAGAAUUUUCAACCUAUUAAAAAGGUAAUAUCAAGAGAGAAUAAUAGUUCUGAUUUGGUUUUUUCUCCUCUGUCUCUUCAGACACCAUGGAAGAAAUAUACUCCAUUUAAAAGGCCUGAUGCUAAAAAAAAUUAUUGUGAUGAAAAUGUAGAAAAUGACAGAUUUAAUAAAUUUCUAACUUCAACAAAUAAGAAAAUAAAUACUCCUAAAUUUAUUUCUACAUUCAAACAGGAGGAAAUAAUACCAGAAGUAAAUAAAAAUAAUAUUUUAUGUUCAAUACCAAGAAAAGUACCUGAAAAUAAUAUACAUAGUAAAAUUAUAAUUAACAAUGUUGAGUAUAUGGUCUUAAAUAUUCUUGGAAAAGGUGGCAGUGCCAUUGUUUACCAGUGUUUCUGUAUAGAGGAAAAGACUAUUGUUGCUAUUAAAUGUGUAAAUCUUGAAAAAAUCAAUAUGGCCCAGGAAUACAUUAAUGAAGUGAAACUUCUGCAGAGGCUUCAGAACUGUGACAGAAUUAUAAAAUUAUAUGCUUAUCAGUUUUUUGAAGGGGAAAAACAGCUAUUUAUGGUUCUAGAAAAAGGUGGUAAUGAUUUUAGUACAGUUUUGAAGAAUUUGGCUAGCCAGGAAAAGAAUAUUCCUUUAUAUAUGCUAAUUUUUUAUUGGAUGGAGAUGCUUUUAGCAGUUAAACAAAUACAUGAUAAUGGUGUAAUACAUUCAGACUUGAAGCCUUCAAAUUUCAUAUCAGGUAACAUGGGAUUAAAGCUUAUAGACUUUGGUAUCGCCUGUAGUGUUCAAAGUGAUAUGACAAGUGCUUUUAAGACUGUACCAGAAGGUUCUUGUAAUUAUAUGAGUCCAGAAGCUUUAAAUAAUGAUGCUAAUAGUCCCAGUAAAUCAAACUAUAAAUUACAUUACAAAUCUGAUGUGUGGUCGCUCGGUUGUAUUUUAUAUGAACUUGUUUAUAAGAAGACCCCAUUUCAACAUAUUAAGACAAUAUGGGUAAAAUUCUCUCAUAUUACAAAUCCACAGCAUACAAUCGAAUAUCCAGAAGCUAAAUGGUUGCCUCCCAAAGUUAUAGACACUAUUAAAAAAUGUUUGCAGUAUAAUGUUAGAGCCAGACCAUCAGUAGAUGAGUUAAUAGCAGAGUUUGAGAAUUUUUAGUGCAAUUUACUAAUUUUUAUGUUUUAUUUAAUUGUAAUGACAUUGAACAGUUUUAUAUAAAUUAUAUUUGGUUUUUUUUGCUUGGAUACUUGGACUUUUUCCAAUAUAUUAAAAUUUUACUUAAACAUACCACUUGCAUGUUACUUUCAUAUUAUUAUGGCCUUAUUAAGAAGUAAUUAUGCUCUCAAGAUAUCAAUCAAGCAAUUAGGUUCUAUUGCCAAAACUAAGACAGCUUAUUUAAUAUCAGCUAG
Messenger RNA from Psylliodes chrysocephalus, 2033 nucleotides. The record is from the annotation of a GenBank genome assembly. Lineage: Eukaryota; Metazoa; Arthropoda; Insecta; Coleoptera; Chrysomelidae.